AUGCCUCCAAGAGGAUCUUCCACUCGCGGCCGAGGACGGCCCAAGGGUGCCACGGACCGAAGUCAGUCGACUGAGACGGCAUCCUCCGAAGCUAGCGAUCCGUUCGAGUCUUCAGACGACCAGGCCGAAGCCCAGGACGCACGAAUUGAUACCGAUGACGCACCACCGCCCGAGAAAUCGAUACCCAGGGACCUGCUGACCCGUAUUUUGCAUGAGUUCUUCGCUAAGGACUCUACAAGAAUAUCUCGUGAUGCGAAUGCGGCUGUUGGCAAAUAUAUGGAUAUCUUUGUGAGAGAAGCUAUUGCUAGAGCAGCUGUGGAGAAAAAUGCAGGCUUCUUGGAGGUAAGUUUUGUCUACUGGCCCAGUACUCGGGUUCGACUGACGGUUUUGGAGGUGGACGAUUUGGAAAAGAUUGCACCGCAACUGUUGCUGGAUCUAUGA
Metarhizium robertsii ARSEF 23 is the source of this 441-nucleotide messenger RNA. RefSeq names its product CENP-S complex, centromere protein X. Gene Ontology annotation, cellular component: Fanconi anaemia nuclear complex; FANCM-MHF complex. The coding region runs from base 1 to 441 and encodes 146 amino acids. Gene Ontology annotation, molecular function: protein heterodimerization activity. Lineage: Eukaryota; Fungi; Ascomycota; Sordariomycetes; Hypocreales; Clavicipitaceae. The transcript has a single exon. Gene Ontology annotation, biological process: resolution of meiotic recombination intermediates; replication fork processing; kinetochore assembly. The record is from RefSeq and is a predicted model, not a curated record.